GAAUACAAAUUGAAAAGUUACAGCUUCAAGAAUUACAAUGAUGAAAUGAAAUGAAAUGGUUACAAUUUUUUCAGUAUGAAUAUGAAUUCACAGAUGCAACUCGACUGACAUCACUUCACAGGCUUUAUUUACUGAGCAGAAGAAACAUUGACCGAGAUGCCGGACUUUUGUGCCGCACACGCCACGGACUGAACCAGGACUAACAUAGGACUGAUUCCAAGACUGAUCUAGGAGGACUAAACCAGGACUGAUCUAGGACUGAAACAGCACUAAACCAGGACUAACCCAGGACUGAACCAGGACUCACUAUCGGAUGGGCUUGGAGGUGCGUCCGUGUAGACCGUCGGGUGACCGCAGGCGAAAGGACCGGCCCGGCACAGAGCUCCGCACCCCAUGGAGGUAAGCACAGUCAUCGUCUGAUCGCACUUUGCGGACACCCUGCUCCAUGUGCUCAGGGUUUUCUCUCUCUUAAGUCCAAAAUUAGAUCUGGUUUAGUCCUGACCCGCCCAUGUGUAAUUACUACUCACCCGCAUACCCGCCCGUAAAAUACCAGAAAGUUAAAACCCGCCCAUUUCAGCAACUAUUUGUCUGUACCUGUCAGAUACCCACGGGUACCUGACUCGGUGCAGGACUCUGGGCUCUGUAGGGGCCAUACCAUCAUUUCCAGAACUUCUUGUUCUUCUUUACACUGAAGAUAGUUCUUAAUGACUUUGGCUAUAUGUUUGGGGUCAUUGUCCUGCUGCAGAUUAAAUAUGGGGCCAGUCAUACGCCUCCCUGAUAGUAUUGCAUGAUGGAGAAUUAUCUUCCUGUAUUUGUCAGCAUGGAGAACACCAUUAAUCCUGACCAAAUCUCCAUUUGCAGAAAUGCAGCCCCAAAAGUUUAAGGAACCUCCACCAUGUUUCACUGUUGCCUGCAGACACUUAUCAUUGUACCGCUCUCCUGACCUUUGAUGAACAAAUUGCUUUCUGUUACAGCCAAAUAUUUCAAAUUUUUACUCUUCAGUCCAAAGCAACUGCUGCCAUUUUUCUGCAACCCAGUUCCCAUGUUUUUGUGCAUACUUGGCUUCAGUUUCCGAAGGCUAAUAAGCUUGGUGUGUCUUUCAUCUGCUGCACUAAAUUUCCUUGGCCGACCACUGCGUCUGUGAUCCUCAACGUUGCCCGUUUCUUUAUGCUCCUUCAAAAGAGCUUGAACAGCACAUCUUGAACCCUCAGUCCGCUUUGAAAUCUUUGUCUGGGAGAGACCUUGCUGAUGCAGUAGAACUAUAUUGUUUCUUGCUGCUGUGCUUAGUCUUGCCGUGGUGUUUGACCUAUGACAUGAGACUGUCUUCCACAACCUCGCCUUGGUAGCAGAGUUUGGCUGUUCCUCAUGCAGUUUUAAGCCUCCUACAGAACUGUUUCUGUUUCAGUUAAAUGACUGUAUUCCAACCUACGUGUGACAUUGAUAAAGAUUACCACCUGUUUAGUGGAAACGGGAAAACCAACUAUAAUCCUACAAAAUAACUGACUGUGUGUACCACUUUGUGUGAAAUGAUGUUGGUUUGGAGGAAAAAGGUAGUAACACCAAAUAUUUAUUUGACUAGAUUUUUCUUUUGUUUCACUCACUUUGCAUUUUGUAAAUUGAUAAAAACAAACAAUCAUCAUUUAUAUUUUUGAAAGCAUUCUUUGUUUUCAGCAUUUUUUUCACACCUGCCUAAAACUUUUGCACAGUACUGUGUAUUUGUAUAUGUUUAGGGUUUUAAUUAUAUUUCGGUAAAGAGGAGUGAGGGCCGUUACAGCUAAGCUUCACUGGUCCAGAGGAGACGGUGUGGUUUCUGAUUUGUGUCUAAAAGUAAACUCUGAGAGUUGAUGGUUGAUCAGUGAAGCAGCACUUCUCUGUUCGUGCCCAGUUCUUACCCAGGAUGCACCUGUGCUUCUGAUCUUUGUUAGAGAGCGGAACAAUUUAUGUUCCACAGACGAUCAACAUGACAAUGGAAAAAGAUAUAAGAAUAAAAAAAAAUAAAAAAAAAUAGCCUUUAUUAUCACAUGGCAGAUAAAGUCAAAAAUCACUUCAUCAGAGGAGAUUUCUCUACACAUCCACGAAGCUCUCCUGCCAAUAAAGUUUUGAAUGCAACAAAAGAUAAUUUAAGUUAAAGAGGAGCAGGGCCUGUUGUUAACCAUUUGGGUGCCGUACACACAAAUACUUUGCAGUGCGCCCAGCGGGGGAAAUCAAGAACCAGGAGGAAGAGUGAUGGAUAAGGAGAAUGAUUAAAAAGCUGUUUUUAAGACAACUGAAAGAUUUUAGCAGAAAAAAGUUAAUGAUUUAAAAAUAGAUACAAAUGAUCACAAAAUUGUACUUUUUUGAAAGCUUUAGGUGCCCUGUCAGCCGAACACAGCAGUUUGUGAUUACACUGCCUUCUAUGGGAAAAAUCCUUUCUGGGCAGGAGGGAUUUGUUGCUGAAGUUCCAGUGAGUUUCCACUACACCAACUCAAGACAGCUCUAAGAUAGUAAUACACUAUCCAGUUAUUUUAAUAGCUCUAUGUUGCUAUCUUAUUGCUAGCGAUUUUUACCUAUUUUUAGAUAGUCAGCUCAAAAUUCUUCAGUUGUCUUAAAAACAGACUUUUAAUCAUUAGCUCAGGAAGAUGUGGCUGGAGUGCUACAUGGACAUGGAAGGAACCUGCCUCUGGGGAGGAGGAUCGGCCCCAAGGCCCUGAAAAGAAGCUGUGCUGGGGGUUCUGUCAUGGAGGUGCUUCUGAGACCAUUAAGACACUACAUCAGCUACGCCAGAAUUAUUACUGGGUCCAGCACUGUCAUGACAAAGGUUUGGGGCCGGGAAAACAAGUAUGUGAUUUGCACAAUGGACCACUUCACUAAGUGACUUCACUUUGCUCUGCCAGACCAGGAGGUAGAGACAAUAGCAGAUGCACUGUUAGGGGGGAUAUUCAGCUGGUUUGGUAUGCCUGACAUCAUCCACCGCGACUAGGGCAGGAAGUUUGAGUUUGAGGCAGGAGUUUUAAUCGCACUAUGGCCUGAGAAGUAAAGACUUUCAUGCUGAAGACUUGGUUUGGGUCUACACACCCAAAAGGAAAAAAGAAGGCUGCCUCAAAUUUGAUAGCCACUGGGGUGGCCCGUGCUGCGUUAGAGCCCUUCAUUUGAACAGUGGGCCUCACAACAAAGCAGCCAAGGGCAUUUAGCUGACCACAGAUACACUCCCUUUUCUACUCCUGUAUCUCCCUCCCAGCCACUUGUCACAUGUGAGGGGGGCAGUGUAAAAGCUCUGUUAUAGCUCUAGUGUUCCUGGUAGCUUGGUUUCAUGUUCCCUGCUGUGUCAGUAGAGGGUGCUGGGGAUGUUCUGGUGCUGUGUCCUGUGGACUGUGACCAGACACUUCUGAUUGGAUUCUUAGCAAAGAGAGGCUCAGUUCUGAGGGUCUGAGAGUUCAGCUUGAGCUGAACAGCUCGUAUUAAAACUAGCAGCUUGCUAAUAAAGCACAUAAAAAAAGAGAUCAAGGCGUCUUGUUCUUACCUGGACUUUGUAACAUUACGAUAUGACUGAAAGUUUUUAUUCUGCACUCUUCACUCUUUUCUUUUAAUGUUAAUUUACACUACCGUUCAAAAGUUUGGGGUCACUUAGAAAUGUCCUUAUUUUUGAAAGAAAAGCACUGUUUUUUUCAAUGAAGAUAACUUUAAACUAAUCAGAAAUACACCCUAUACAUUGCUAAUGUGGUAAAUGAUUAUUCUAGUUGCUAAUGUCUGUUUUUUGAUGCAUUAUCUACAUAGGUGUAUAGAGGCCCAUUUACAGCAACUGUCACUCCAGUGUUUUAAUGGUACAAUGUGUUUGCGCAUUGUGUCAGAAGACUAAAGGAUGAUUAGAAAACUCUUGUUCAAUCAUGUUAGAACAGCUGAAAACAGUUUAGCUGGUUAGAAAAGCUAUAAAACUGACCUUUCUUUGAGCAGGUUGAGUAUCUGGAGCAUCACAUUUGUGGGGUUAAUUAAAUGCUCAAAAUGGCCAGAAAAAGAGAACUUUCAUGUGAAACUCAACACUCUAUUCUUGUUCUUAGAAAUGAAGGCUAUUCCAUGCGAGAAAUUACCAAGAAACUGAAGAUUUCCUACAACAAUGUGUACUACUCCCUUCAGAGAACAGCACAAACAGGCUCUAACCAGAGUAGAAAGAGAAGUGGGAGGCCCGCCGCACAAAUGAGCAAGAAGAUAAGUACAUUAGAUUCUGUAGUUUGAGAAAUAGACGCCUCACAGGUCCUCAACUGGCAGCUUCAUUAAAUAGUACCCACAAAAUUCCAGUGUCAACAUCUACAGUGAAGAGGCGACUCCGGGAUGCUGGUCUUCAGGGUAGAGUGGCAAAGAAAAAGCCAUAUCUGAGACUGGCCAAUAAAAGAAAAAAAUUAUAUGGGGAAAAGAACAGGCAUUGGACAGAGGAAGAUUGGAAAAAAUGUGUUAUGGACAGACGAAUCGAAGUUUGAGGGGUUUGGAUCACACAGAAGAACAUUUGUGAGAUGCAGAACAGAUGCUGGAAGAGUGCCUGACUCCAUCUGUCAAACAUGGUGGGAGUAAAGUGAUGGUCUGGGGUUGCUUUGGUGCUGGUAAGGUGGGAGUUUUGCUUCAGGGUAAAAGGGAUUUUGAAUAAGGAAGGGUAUCACUCCAUUCUGCAACGCCAUGCCAUACCCUGUGGACAGAGCUUGAUUGGAGCUAAUUUCAUCCUACAACAGGACAAUGACCCAAACACACCUCCAAAUUGUGCACGAACUAUUUAGAGAAGAAGCAGGCAGCUGGUGUUCUAUCUGUAGUGGAGUGGCCAGCGCAGUCUCCAGAUCUAAACCCUCAUUGAGCUAUUGUGAGAGUAGCUUGGCCGUACGGUACAAAAGAAGUGUCCAUCCAGCCAAUCCAACUUGUGGGAGGUGCUUCUAGAAACGUGGGGUAAAAUUUCUCCAGAUUAUCUCAACAAAUUAACAGCUAGAAUGCCAAAAGUCUGCUAUGCUGAAAAUGCUGCAAAUGGAGGAUUCUUUGUCAAAAAAAAAAUUAUUUCAAAUACAAAUCAUUAUUUCUAACCUUUUCAAUGUCUUGACUAUAUUUUCUAUUCAUUUUACAUCUCAUGGUGGUAAAUAAAAGUGUGACUUUUCAUGGAAAACACAAAAUUGUCUGGGUGACCCCAAACUUUUGAAUGGUAGUGUAUGAUAAUCAUUUAUGUUUUCAUUUGUUUGUAUUGUGAUCUGAAUGUCUCUUUUUCUGUAAAGCACUUUGAAUGACUUUCUGUAUGAAUUGUGCGAUACAAAUAAACUUGCCUUGCUCCUGUGGCCUCUGCUCCCUUCUCCUGCUGCUGUGGCUUAAUACUCUCCGGGGCAGUAGAGGGCGCUACUGCACUCAUCCCGAUCACGAGAAGCGGCGUCCUUCCUGUGCCGAUGACAUGUGAAUGUGAAACAUGUAAACACAGAACACGUACAAAACACAUGUGGACGGAGGCUCGUAUUUGCUUUAACGUCGUGACCAGUAUCAUGUUUUAGCUGUUUGAACCCCAGAGAUGAAUGCCGAGUACCAGGAGCUCAUUCUGAAGUCUUGUGGAGCCAGGUCUCUGCGUGUGGGGGCAAAGAUCCAGACUUUGUGGAGUGGGUACGGAGAGAUCGUGAGGGUGCACCUGGAGGGCUGUGAGCGCCCCUCGGUGGUGGUCAAACACGUGCAGUUUCCAGCAGAGGCUGACCAGAGCACAGACCUGUCCCACACUCGGAAGGUCCGCUCCUACCAGGUGGAGACGCACUGGUACCAGAACUACUGCACCAGUCCCAGCUGCCGGAUCCCUGCGUGCCUGGCCUCCUGUUCCCGCGGUGAUGAGAUGCUGAUAGUGUUAGAAGAUCUGGAUGUGGCAGGAUAUGACCAGCGGAGGACCAGUGUGGGAGACAAAGAGAUGAGGGCGUGCCUGCGCUGGCUGGCCCACUUCCAUGCUCUCUUUCUGGGCAGGCAGCCGGACGGGCUGUGGCCUGUAGGGACGUAUUGGCACCUGGAGACCAGACCAGAUGAACUGGAGGUUAUGGGCGAUGCUGAACUCAAAGCAGCAGCUGCGCACAUUGACAAAAUCCUCACUAACUGUCACUUCAAAACAAUUGUCCAUGGUGACGCCAAACUGGCCAACUUCUGCUUCUCCAAGAGUGGCACAGAUGUGGCUGCAGUGGACUUCCAGUAUGUGGGAGGGGGCUGUGGCAUGAAGGAUGUCGUGUACUUCAUAGGUAGCUGUCUGGAGGAGAGGGAGUGUGAGAAGAGAGUCCCUGCGCUCUUGGAUCAUUAUUUCUCUGAGCUGGAGGAGACUGUGGAUAAGGAUGUGGACUUUGGAGCUUUGGAGAAAGAGUGGAGGGAGAUGUUUGCAUUUGCUUGGACAGACUUCCAUCGCUUUCUGCUCGGGUGGAUGCCCGGACACUGGAAGAUUAACCGCUACAGCAAGAAGCUCACCAAAGAGGUCCUGCACAAGCUCCAAGGCACGCACUGAAAAGUAGAAGUUAACAAGGAAAAAUGAAAUCUCACAAUGUGGUGGAAUAACCUAACCCUGUAGGUUGUCUUUCAAGAAUGUCACACCUGAAAGUGAAUUUAAGUCAUUUUAAAAUAAAAAAUUAGGAUCAGGAUUUUUAAAAAUGGUAAGAAAAAAGAACAAUAGUGUGUAUUAUUUAUUAGGGACAAAUACAACAAACAUAGAUGAACAUGUAGUAAGAAUGCAAUCUGAUGCAGAUAUCACUGUGUUUAUAGCCAUCACAAUUUCACAACACCAGUCCCAAAAAAGGACAUAAUGUACUGUGUUCAUAGUAGUGGUCCAAUCUAUAGGCUCAAGAUUUAGUCAAACUCUCAUUGUGUGAAUGUACUGGCUAUUUAAAGAAGAUUCUAAAAAGUACAAAGCGUUUAACCUUACAAAGUCUACAGUAUAUAUUCUCAACAUCAUUGAAAAUAUGUGUAAAUUUACCUCUGGUAACUUCAAAAACAAAGGUGCUUUCAGAUAGACAGUGAUAGAUAUUAUCUAGAGGACAAUGCUGUUCUAGGAACUGGGAGUCAACAAACAUGUUUAGUAAAUCAUGAAUGUAACUUUGAUUUGAGGUAUGAUUUCAUUUCUUCUUCUAUUGCUUCAAAAUGUGGGAACAUAAUUUAUUCUAUAUACUUUAUUUUGUGCCUUUGUGAAUUAAUUUUAGGCCUUUUGGUGCAAAAUAGGUAAAACUGGUUCUUCUCUAAACAUUAAAACUAUUGUCACCGUGAUUACUGUUGACAUUUUUGUAUAUAACAGAUUUAAAUGACAAUGCAAUAACAGAGGGCUGUACAAUAUGGCAAUAAAAAUCAAGAUUUAAUCCCUG
Boleophthalmus pectinirostris (great blue-spotted mudskipper) is the source of this 7310-nucleotide messenger RNA. RefSeq names its product protein kinase-like domain containing (gene pkdc). The record is from RefSeq and is a predicted model, not a curated record. The transcript is spliced from 4 exons. NCBI's taxonomy places the organism in Eukaryota, Metazoa, Chordata, Actinopteri, Gobiiformes, Gobiidae. The coding region runs from base 5507 to 6463 and encodes 318 amino acids.